AUGGCUUCGAAAAAAAUAAAGAAAGAAGUUUUCAUAGACGACGACGAGGAAAUCAUCAUCGUGAAAAAAAUUAAACCAUCACUAUUGAGAAAAGUCUUAAAACGAUUGCUUUUUGGUAUUAGUUUUGUAUUGGUUGGAUUAAUUGCAUUAACUCCAUUUUUACUUCAAUUGCAUGGUGACUUUAUUUUAACGAAAAUGUUUUUUCAAACUUGGUCUCGUUAUUAUCCAUGGAUCGAUUUAACUAAAUUAGAUUCAUUUAGUUUAAAUGGAAUUAAUGUUUAUGAACAAAUAGAGCCUGAUGUUAAAAUUGGAAUUUGGUAUGUACUACCGUCAGCAAUUGAAACUAGUCAUGAUUUACCAACUCUUGAUGAUUAUUUAAAACAAUAUGUAAAAUCUGAUGAUCAACCAAUAAUUAUGUAUCUGCAUGGACAAGAUGGAACCAGAGCAACACAUUAUCGAGCAAAUCAUUAUCGAAUGAUGACUAACUUUGGUAAUCAUAUAGUUGUACUUGAUUAUCGUGGUUAUGGUGAUUCAACUGGUAUGCCAAGUGUGAAGGGUGUUGUUGAUGAUGUAUUACAUGUAUUCAAAGUAAUUCGCAAAGCUUGUCCAAACAAUCCAGUAACAAUAUGGGGACAUUCAAUGGGUACUGGUGUGGCAUCAUGGACGAUGCAUUAUCUAUUUCAAAAUCAUACUGAUUUUAAAAAACCGUCAGGUCUUGUACUUGAAGCACCAUUUUAUAAUACGUUACAAGCAUUUGUUUCAUAUCCGCUGACACGAAUAUUGAAUAUUAAUCCAUAUUUCAUGCAAGCAGCACUUGAUUCUCUUGCAACAGUAAAACUCGAUUUUCCAAAUAAUGAAAUAAUUUCAUCUCUUCCAUUACCCAUUGUUGUAAUACAUGCAGAAGAUGAUACUGUCAUUCCUUAUUUCCAUUUAGAAUUACUUCAAGACUAUGUCAAACAGCAUCGUGAUCAGAAUUUCCCUCCAGUACGUUUUGUGACAGUUCCACGUUCAGCCGGUUGUGGUCAUAAUCAUAUAUAUUCGUAUCCAAAGUUUGAAGAAAUUGUCAGUGAUUUUGCAUUCCUCAAGCAAACACCUCCAGCUUAA
Messenger RNA from Rotaria socialis, 1104 nucleotides. The record is from the annotation of a GenBank genome assembly. NCBI's taxonomy places the organism in Eukaryota, Metazoa, Rotifera, Eurotatoria, Philodinida, Philodinidae.